Molecule: messenger RNA, 1150 nt
Organism: Camelina sativa (false flax)
Lineage: Eukaryota; Viridiplantae; Streptophyta; Magnoliopsida; Brassicales; Brassicaceae
Product: transcription factor TCP21
Biological process (GO): regulation of circadian rhythm
Cellular component (GO): nucleus
Molecular function (GO): DNA-binding transcription factor activity; sequence-specific DNA binding
Source: RefSeq, a predicted model, not a curated record
CCUGUCUCCUCCCACCAGCCUAGCUUCCUCCCCUUCUCUCAAAUCAUUAGUUCACUACCUCCUUCUCCUUCUCCUCCUUCUUCUUCCCUCUCGAGAGUUUUAAUAUAGUGAAAUCCAUCCCCCGACUUAACGAAACCCCUUACCAUGGCGAACAACGACGGAGCAGUGGCUAACGGCGUCAUAAUCGAGCAGACGACGUCAAACAAAGGACCACUUAACGCCGUCAAGAAACCCCCUUCUAAAGACCGACACAGCAAAGUCGACGGUAGAGGGAGAAGGAUUCGUAUGCCAAUCAUUUGCGCUGCUCGAGUUUUCCAGUUGACAAGAGAGUUAGGUCACAAAUCCGACGGUCAAACCAUUGAGUGGCUCCUCCGUCAAGCUGAGCCUUCUAUCAUAGCCGCAACUGGGACUGGUACUACACCGGCUAGUUUCUCAACCGCUUCUCUCUCCACUUCCUCUCCGUUCACACUUGGAAAACGCGUUGUUAGAGCUGAGGAGGGAGAGUCCAACGGCGGUGGCGGCGGUGGAGUAGGAGGAGGGUUAACAGUGGGACACACUAUGGGGACUUCGUUGAUGAGUGGUGGUGGUGGUGGUGGUUCUGCUGGGUUUUGGGCUGUUCCGGCGAGGCCGGAUUUUGGACAAGUUUGGAGCUUUGCUGCCGGAGCUCCACCGGAGAUGGUUUUUGCUCAGCAGCAGCAACCAGCUACACUCUUUGUCCGUCACCAGCAACAGCAACAGCAACAACAUCAACAACAUCAGCAAGCUUCAGCCGCCGCAGCAGCUGCAAUGGGUGAGGCUUCAGCAGCUAGAGUUGGGAAUUAUCUACCGGGUCAUCAUCUCAAUUUGCUUGCUUCUUUGUCGGGUGGAGCUAACGGGUCGGGUCGGAGGGAAAACGACCACGACCCACGUUGAAUAAAUGAAGGGUCUUUGUCAUUUUGGUAUGUAUAGAGAAAGGAAGUCCUAUGUUUUAAUGUCAUCGAAAGUGUUUUAGGAGAGUGAGUUAUUUGUCUCUUAAAAUCUAGUUAAUUUUUAAGCUUAUUGCGUGUUUUGAUUAGGGUUUUAGGGGUUUAAGAGUAUCCGGGGGUCUCAAAAUUUGUUUUCAGGGAGUGAAAGAAACAGAGAAUGAUUGAUUGAUUGAUUGAUUGUUGUA